Molecule: messenger RNA, 1914 nt
Organism: Eremothecium gossypii ATCC 10895
Lineage: Eukaryota; Fungi; Ascomycota; Saccharomycetes; Saccharomycetales; Saccharomycetaceae
Gene: SIP1
Product: Sip1p
Exons: 1
Coding region: 1-1914 (637 amino acids)
Biological process (GO): signal transduction
Cellular component (GO): nucleotide-activated protein kinase complex; cytoplasm; nucleus
Molecular function (GO): protein kinase binding
Source: RefSeq, marked provisional
AUGGGGAAUACGGUAUCUAGCACAGAAGGAAGUAAGCGGCGGGGUGACGGGCGCGCAGGGACGCCGGCGGCUAGUGGCGCUAGCCAAUGGGAAACUGAUAGCACGGACAGAGGGCGCCAGCAAUCAAUCACAUCGCAGCUCUUCUCCGGAAGACACCACGCACGCAGCAAGUGGAAAUUCCAGGGCGCUGGCGACAGCGCAACGGGCUCGAGCGGGGGGAUUGCGUCGAUGUUCAAGUGCGACUACACGCUGAACGCAGACGCGCGCAGCAUCUCGAGCGAGCAGGGCGAGACGUGCCAGGGAAUGCCCAAUCUCGCGGGCCUGGUGCUCGACGCGUGCACGCAGGGCAUCCGGUCGCCCGGGCCGUCGACCGCGACAGUGGAGCACACGAACCUAGAGGCGUCGAUGUCUCCGGAGCUCGCAUCGCAGACGCACAGGCCGAGCAUCUCGGCCCUGAAACAGAGCCUGAUACAGGUGCAGGGGCAAACGAACAGCCGGCAUCGCGCAGAGGACAUCGACACCGCACAGUACGUGCCGUCUGCGACGAUUGACAUACCGUGCUCGAACCCAUCUACGAAUACGGCGUCAGUGACCCACCGAGCAGAUGAUUCAUCGACGCGCUCGUCGCUGCUUUCGCUAUUCACGCAGGACGUCGAAGAAUACAUCGAGGCCAGUGAGGUCGUUUUGAAUGAGUCCCUAGUGGACUCAGUGGUCCGGAAGGACCUGAGACGCAAGCGGCAGCUGCAGCAGCAGUGCGGCGCCACACGUGCGGCCGAGCAGGCAGCUGAGACGGCGAAACAGCCAGACGCAAAGAAAAAGAAACUCCCGUGCAGCGCGGCCGCUCUAUCUGCAACGGCCAGCGGCGUGGUACAAUCCGAGACGGAGGAGCAGCAUAGCGAUGCGGAGGCAGAGUUCGUUGAGGUGAUCAUCAAGUGGCGCGACUGCCUGUUGGACCCGCAGCGGACCAAACUGUCGAUCGUCAGCCCGGACAUCGCGUCGGUUAUACACAAAAACUCCAAACGGAAGGUGGCUAUGGUCUUCUCCAAGGACGAGCAAUGCUGGGUCGCGCCAGACCUCCGCCUUCCGCCGGGCAUCUACAAGCUGCAGUUUCUCAUCAACGGCGCAUUGAGGCACUCCAACUUCCUGCCCACCGCAACAGACUCGCACAGUAACAUUGUGAACUGGUUCGAAGUCGUGCCCUGGUAUGACCGAGCAGAGCCCUACCGGGAUCCCGCGCCAGAAGAAGUUGCCAUGCCGCCGGAGUCGCCACAGCUGACGGCGCCGGCGGCCGGGCGGCCGCCGCUUCUCAAGCGCGGCACGUCAUCGUCUAGCCGCGCACGAGUCGUAGAACGCUCCAACACACCCAUCUCGGACUACACCGGCAUCAGCCGCUCUGGUUCCGCGCGCCCCCUCCUUGCACACCACAAGUCCGCUAACAGCAUCGAACUCUCACCCAUUCCGCGCUGCGUGCUGCAGUACAGCACCGAGAUCCCCGAGCUAUUCAAGCCCGAGGGCUGUCCCCCCGACCCUAACACGGCGCCCGGGUCCUUCAACGAAAACAUCCAGGAUUGUAAUCAGGACGAGCUCUUCCGCUUUUUGCAGGAGGAUUGGAAGAUGUCUGCCCAGGAGGCCGAGGAGGUGCUCGUCGAGAAGUAUCCCGUCCCAGAUCUCCCCGUGUACCUCAACUCGAGCUACCUCAACGAGAUCUUCACCAAGUUGCAGCGCUCCAGUGUCACCGGCGACGUGAAGCGCAGCUCUUUCACCCACAUCAUCCCCCAUGUAAAUCUCAACCAUUUACUCACGAGCAGCAUCCGUGAUGAGAUAAUAAGCGUCGGUUGUACCACUCGCUACGAAGGCAAGUUUAUCACCCAGAUUAUGUAUGCGCCAUGUUACUAUGAAAGUAGCCGUAAGUAG